This is a messenger RNA of Plasmodium malariae, 861 nucleotides long. RefSeq names its product pyridoxal 5'-phosphate synthase, putative. Gene Ontology annotation, molecular function: NAD(P)HX epimerase activity. Lineage: Eukaryota; Apicomplexa; Aconoidasida; Haemosporida; Plasmodiidae. Gene Ontology annotation, cellular component: mitochondrion. The coding region runs from base 1 to 861 and encodes 286 amino acids. The record is from RefSeq and is a predicted model, not a curated record. The transcript is spliced from 8 exons.
AUGAAGGAUUUAUUUUUUUUAAAAACAUCUGCAUGCUUUAGAGCGCGAAAUAGCUUAUACUUUUUAAGUUUUCUUAAUUUUCUAAAAUUACGAUUAAGUAAUUUAACCUAUAUACAUAAUAUUGGAUUGCCUCAAAGAAAGAGAAGCAGUUGUAGAAGCUCCUUGAAUCAGGGAGAAAUGGAAUAUCUCUCUCAAACUAUAGCACAAACAAUAGAUAAUGAAUUAAUGAAUGAUGAAGUCGGGUACACAACAGAGCAGCUGAUGGAAUUAGCGGGACAUUCUAUUUCUCAAAUAAUUUUUAAGGAAUAUAAUCCUAGGAAGUUUAAUAAAAUUCUCAUUUGUUGUGGUCCCGGCAAUAAUGGAGGAGACGGACUUGUAGCAGCUCGUCAUUUAAAAGAAUUCGGUUAUAACGUUACGGUCAUAUACCCUAAGGAAAAUAAGAAAACCCUCUUCAAAAGGUUAUUAAAGCUGAUGGAGCAUUACGAAAUUGGUGUUUUAAAAUUAACAACAGCAGAAGAAAUGUUGGGGUAUGAUUUAAUAGUAGAUGCUAUUUUUGGUUUUAGCUUUAAAGGAGAACCCAGGACUCCGUUCGAUGCAUUAAUUGAGAUGAUUAACAAUUGCAAAAAGCCGGUUGUCUCAAUUGACGUUCCCUCGGGUACUAACAUAGAUUCAGGUGAUACAACUAGCAGCCUUUUUGUGCAUUCUGAAAUGAACAUAUCUUUAAUGCUACCAAAAGAAGGUUUAAAAAAUUAUCAGAAAAAACAUUACUUGGGAGGGCGAUUCAUACCAACUUCUAUAAUUAAAAAGUAUAACUUAAAGGUCCCUCCGUUCCCAGGAGAUAGCUCAUAUGUCCAGUUAUAG